AUGAAAACUCCACUGAUCUUUAUUUGUAUUUUUCUAUCGCUUUGCGAAGCCGAAUUAAGCCGGGAUGACCUCGUCGAAUUUCUGCGGUUCAAGCAGGAGACGAGGAACACUUUCGAUAGUCGUGUCCACCAGCGCGUCAAACCGAUCGGCACCAUCGCUGGCAAACCCAUCUGGCCCAAGAUUGUGGAUCGGGUGAAUGGGCCGGGUGAUAUCUGGUUUGACGAUGACAAUUUUGGGUAUGUGAAUAACGCGCGUACUGCCGCUGACAUGAUCCGAGAAAUGGACCGGAAGAAGGAGUACGACUUUGUUGUCGGAUAUUUGGGAGAGUUGAUCGAGAAAAACGACGAGGAGGGCGGACCCCGGCAUUAUGGGCGU
Molecule: messenger RNA, 375 nt
Organism: Mesorhabditis spiculigera
Lineage: Eukaryota; Metazoa; Nematoda; Chromadorea; Rhabditida; Rhabditidae
Source: the annotation of a GenBank genome assembly